Messenger RNA from Musa acuminata subsp. malaccensis (wild Malaysian banana), 1800 nucleotides. RefSeq names its product 8-amino-7-oxononanoate synthase. Gene Ontology annotation, molecular function: pyridoxal phosphate binding; transferase activity. NCBI's taxonomy places the organism in Eukaryota, Viridiplantae, Streptophyta, Magnoliopsida, Zingiberales, Musaceae. Gene Ontology annotation, biological process: biotin biosynthetic process. The record is from RefSeq and is a predicted model, not a curated record.
CGUUUCUCCUCGGUCUUCUCGACGUUGCGUUUUCCUUUGGGUAAUUCUCGGCUCAUCUCUCUCUCUCUCUCUCUCUCUCCGGAAACCGAUGGCGCUUUGGGAUCAGUGGGUGGAGGCGGCCCUCGUAAAGUUGGCCUCCAAGAAUCUCUUGCGCUCAACCCGCCCCAUUUCCCUCACGCCGGCGUACUUUCCCGCCGACGAGGUCGAGACGUUCGAUGGGCCUCGCCAGUGGGACCGGUCGUCGGUUGAGGUGGAGAUGGAUGAGCGCGCCUUCCGCGAAUGGCUCUCGGAACUCCCUGACCCGGGAGGCGAGUCCAUCGCUAAAGAUGAGAACGUGAGUAGGAAGCUGCUACUUUUCUCAGGGAACGAUUACUUGGGUUUGAGUUCCCAUCCGGCUGUGCGGAAGGCUGCUGCAAAGGCAGCCCAAGAACAUGGUAUGGGUCCAAGGGGUUCUGCUUUGAUCUGUGGCUACUCUAAUUAUCACAUGCUACUUGAAGCUUCAUUGGCAGAACUGAAGAACAAAGAGGAUUGCCUUCUUUGUCCUACUGGAUUUGCUGCCAAUGUGGCUUUCAUGUCAGCUCUUGGAAGUAUUUGUUCUCUGUUGGCUGUUGGUGGCCGACCAUCCGAAGAUCAGAAGAUUGCUAUUUUCUCAGAUGCCUUAAACCAUGCAUCAAUAAUUGAUGGGAUUCGUCUUGUUGAGCGGCAACAAGAAGCUGAAGUAUUUGUGUACCGGCAUCGUGACAUGGUCCAUCUCAAUGCUUUGUUGUCAUGUUGCAAGAUGGCAAAAAAGGUCGUCAUUACUGAUAGUCUAUUCAGUAUGGAUGGAGAUUUUGCUCCCAUAAGUGAUCUUGUUGAGCUUCGCAAGAAGCAUGGUUUUCUGUUGGCCAUUGACGAUGCUCAUUCGACACUUGUAUGCGGGGAGAAUGGUGGAGGUCUUCUAGAAGUCUAUGGAUAUGAAAGUGAUGUUGAUAUAUGCAUAGGCACUUUGAGUAAGGCUGUCGGCUGCCUGGGUGGUUUUGUUGCUUGCAGCAAUAAAUGGAAACAGCUAAUACAAUCAAGAGGUCGCUCCUUUAUCUUCUCAACUUCACUCCCAGUGCCGAUUGUUGCUGCUUCUUAUGCUUCUCUUGUUGUGGCAAGAAAGGAGAAGUGGCGGAGAACAGCGGUUUGGAGUAGAGUGGAUGACUUCAAUGCUUUAACCCGACUUAACAUCACUAGUCCAAUAAUUUCUCUGGUCAUCGGUAGUGAAAAGGCAGCACUUUGUGCAAGCAGACAUAUGCUAGAAUCUGGUUUUCAUAUAACGGCAAUCAGGCCACCUACAGUUCCUCCCAAUUCAUGCAGGUUGCGGAUCACCCUGAGUGCUGCUCACACUUUUGAGGAUAUCAAAAAGCUCGUAGCUGCUUUAUCCCUCUGUUUUGUGUUCCCUGCUGCUGAUCAGAAUGCUCAAAUAGCUUCAAAGCUCUGAAACAUACGGCCGCUUGUAGCCGUUGCAAUUUUUAUUUGAAAACUUCCAGAAGCCCUCUAUAGAUGUGAUAAUAAAAUUUUCGCCUGGGUUUUAAGGACUAGAAGAUUAAUCGAUACGAUACAGAUAGCAAAGAGGAAUUGGAAGGUAAGAAUUCUAUAUUUCAGAUUAGUGGUGUCUUGCUAUUAAUAGAAAUAGCAUAGUAGCUGAUCUAUUUUGUUGCGACUUGACUUCUCGGUGAUAAGUAUGCAAAUCGGACAGAAUGGCAAACAGUGAAACCAGUUUUUGCAGGAGAAAUCAAUUAUUUUUGGGUGCUACUGCACCUCAUAACGUAGAGCUCU